AUGACCAAAGCCGAGAGCGAAGCAGAAAACAAGCAAGCUUCGACCGAGGACGACGACGAGCCGGACGAGUGGGACAAGCGCAUCUUCAGCACCGGGUGCUCCGAGGAAAAUUGGAAGCUCACGGAAUGUCACUCAGACAAGAAGGACUGGAGGCAAUGCACAAAAGAGUUAGGUGCACCUAAUGCACCAUUUGACAAAGACACUCCACUCCAACUGUCAGUCAUCUCAACGCGACAGGGGUGCAGGCUACACAUAAAACAAAACACAAUGUCCUCAUUAGCAGCCCGCACCCUGCGGCCUUUACGGUCAUGCUCGGCGCUACGAGCCAGGACCUCAGGGCCCUCCAACGCCCGAUCCGUCAGCUACUGGAAGCCCGCCCAGAACAAAGCAGCAGCAGCACCCUCCAGCCCAGCACCGACGGCAGCAACAACAGCCAGCCCGGCACCGGCCGCGAAGAAGACGUACGCGAGGGCGACGCCGGCCGCGGCGCGCAAACCCGUCCCCACACCAGCCGCAUCCGACCCGGAGCCGCCGUCCCACCCGAUCCUCGACCCGCAAGCAGCCGCCGUGCCUCCGCCCAGCAUCGCAUCCAACUUUGCCCCCGUGCCAGAGGCGUCGACGGUCGCAAAGAGCAUCGCCGCCAGCAGCCACCCCGACGGUGGCGAGGGCGGCGCGACGAUCAACUGGUCCGAGUCGUUCCACGGCCUGGGACAGAGCCCCUUCAGUCCCGAGGCGGCCGCCAUCCUCAUGGCGCCCAUCGACCCCGAAGACGUCGAGGUCAAGCCCGACGGAAUCCUGUACCUGCCCGAGAUCAAGUACCGCCGCAUCCUCAACAAGGCGUUUGGGCCGGGAGCGUGGGGCCUGGCGCCGCGUGGUGAUCUCAUCGUCGGCGAGAAGGUCGUGACUAGGGAGUAUGCGCUGGUCGCGCACGGAAGAUACGUCUCACAGGCCCGCGGCGAGUGCCAAUACUUUAGCGACGAGUCCAUCCCAACGGCGGGCGAGGGCUGCAAGUCCAACGCUCUGAUGCGUUGCUGCAAGGACCUAGGCAUAGGCUCGGAGCUUUGGGACCCCCGGUUCAUUAGAGACUUUAAAAAGAAGCACGCCAAGCAGGUCUGGGUCGAGCACGUCGUCAACAAGAGCAAGCGCCAGAUCUGGAUGCGCAAGGACGGAGAGGCUGGUUAUCCUUGGAAGGUCAAGCCGACUGCUUGAGAAACAGCAAGAAAGCACUCCGGUUCCUAUCAUUUACGCAGAGAUACCCCCCUACUUGAACAUGUAGAGCAUGUUCUAGCAACAUGUGGAUGUUUGUUCUGCCAUGUACAUUACUCUUUUUUUUUUUUUUUUUUUUUUUUUUUUUUUUUUUGUAAGAGAUAGAACUCCGUGUAACUUUAGAGGGCCAUGUACAGAGGAUUGCUAAACACGAACAGCCUACAGCAUACCCA
Pyricularia grisea is the source of this 1439-nucleotide messenger RNA. RefSeq lists its product as uncharacterized. NCBI's taxonomy places the organism in Eukaryota, Fungi, Ascomycota, Sordariomycetes, Magnaporthales, Pyriculariaceae. Gene Ontology annotation, cellular component: mitochondrial nucleoid; mitochondrial chromosome. The record is from RefSeq and is a predicted model, not a curated record. The coding region runs from base 1 to 1209 and encodes 402 amino acids. Gene Ontology annotation, biological process: interstrand cross-link repair; recombinational repair. The transcript is spliced from 5 exons. Gene Ontology annotation, molecular function: single-stranded DNA binding.